AUGCAAUUCUUCCAGGGCUACCACAUCCCCAACGGCGCCAUGGCCGUCCACCUCGUCCUCGGCACCAACUCGCGGCCAAACGGGGAGGCGUUCGUUGAGUUUGGGUCCGAGGAGGCGGCCGACGCGGCGCUGGCCAAGGACCGCGCGUCCAUCGGCACUCGCUACGUCGAGGUGUUUCGCUCGAACCUGGAGCAGAUGCACCAGGCGCUCUCGCGCGCAAACAAGUCCAACAACCUGGCGCCGGUGCAGAUGCAGAUGGGGAUGGGCGCGGGCAGCGGGAUGCCCUACGCGCCCUACCCGCCCUUCUCCCCCAUGGGGCCGCCCAUGUACGGCGGCGCGAUGGGCGCGCCGGGCGGCAUGGGCGUCGUCGAUUCGGUGGUCAAGAUGCGCGGGCUGCCAUACAAAGUGACGCGCAACGACAUCCUCGAGUUCUUCGCGGGCCUGUCGGUGCCGCUCAACGGGGUGCACCUGAUGUUCAACGAGCGCGAGCAGCCGACCGGCGAGGCGUACGUCGAGUUCUCCUCGCCGGAGGACCGCGAGCGCGCCAUGUCAAAGGACCGGCAGCACAUGGGCGGCCGCUACGUCGAGCUUUUCCGCGUGAGCCGCGCGGAGAUGAUCCAGGCGCUCGAGCAGUUUGUGGGGGGGUACAUGUCCAACAGCUUGCAGAUGCAUGGCGCGCCGCCCCCCUACGGCAUGUACGGCGGCCCGUACAGCGGAUCGUACAGCCAGCCGGCUGGCUUCGCGGGCAUGCAGCCGCCGAUGGGCGGGCCGGGCUACGCGAUGGGCGGCAUGCCCGGCGGCAUGCCCGGCCACCCGGGCGGCGGGAAGGCGGGCACGCUGCGGAUGCGCGGGCUGCCCUUCCGCGCCACGGUGGACGACGUCUAUCGCUUCUUCAACGGCUUCCACGUCCUGCCGGGCGGCAUCGUGCUCGGCCAGCGGGACGGGAGACCGAGCGGCGAGGCGUGGGUCACAUUCUCAUCGCCGGCGGAGGCGCAGCGCGCGCUGGGGAUGAACCACAAGAACAUGGGGAGCAGGUACGUCGAGCUCUUCGCCGCGAGCUAG
Messenger RNA from Emiliania huxleyi CCMP1516, 1062 nucleotides. RefSeq lists its product as hypothetical. The record is from RefSeq and is a predicted model, not a curated record. Gene Ontology annotation, molecular function: RNA binding. The transcript has 2 exons. Gene Ontology annotation, cellular component: ribonucleoprotein complex. The coding region runs from base 1 to 1062 and encodes 353 amino acids. NCBI's taxonomy places the organism in Eukaryota, Haptophyta, Isochrysidales, Noelaerhabdaceae.